CAAGUGGCUGAGGCUAAGGACUGCAAUUCCAUCCAGCCUAGUUCAUUUCAGUCAUCCGCUCAGCGCACAGACGGAACAAGGAGAGCAAUUUCAGCGCUGCGUAUUUGUCAAAGCCCCCCCAAAAGCCUAAAGUUAAAAAAAAAGAAACAAAGAAAGAACAGAAAAAAUGGUAAAGUACAUGAGACAUCACAGCGAGCUGAAACCCGAAGAGGUCAUGUCGGAGUCUGAUGCGUCCAUGGACCAGCAGGAUUUCGGAGAGAUGUCCGACUAUUCUUUCAGCGACGUUAUAUACUCCAAAUGUUCCGCAAUGGACCAAAUCGGCACUUUUAUGAAGAACGUGCAAGUGCUGCUCGAUGCAGCCAAUUACAUUGAAAACAUUGAGAAGAACAACGGAAAAUGUGAGCACGGGUAUGCUUCAACAUACCCCGCAACCCAGAUUUCACUUCAACAGAAACAACGCAAAUUGAAGAACAGGAAACUGGACAAUAUUCACAAUAGGUCGGCACACAAUGAACUGGAAAAGAACAGGCGAGCACAUCUUCGUCUGUGCUUGGAGAGGUUGAAGUCCCUCAUUCCUCUGGGACCAGACUGCAGUCGGCAUACCACUCUGGGACUGCUCAACAAGGCCAAAGCACAUAUCAAGAAACUUGAAGAGAUAGACCGGAGGAGUCAGCACCAGCUGGAGACCUUAGAGAGGGAGCAAAGGCACCUGCAGAGGCAGCUAGCUCUGCUGCAGACCCACGGAGAGUGGGAGCGCGUUCGUACGGACAGCCUGGGUUCCCGCAUGGACUCUGAUCGCUCAGAGUCUGACAGAGAGGAAAUUGAAGUUGAUGUGGAAAGCACUGAGUUCUCCCAUGGAGAAAUGGACAGUGUAAGCACCAGUGGUGCAAGCGACCUGGAUGACCAUAGCAGCCGACAGAGCUCCGCCAGUGAUGAGGGCUACUCCACUUGCAGCCUGAAACUGGCCUUUUCUGCUUAAAGCACCAGCCUAUACUUUCAUUAAGCUGCAGUCUUUUAUGGCUUUUACCUGUCAAAGUACCAGCCUACAGCUCCAGUCUCCCUUACCGUUUAGCUAAUCUGUCAUCAGAAGAACCAGCCCCUAUCCUAUCUUUACCUGACAAAUGAAACAUCUCCACCCAAGAACCAGCCUUAAGUUCAGCUCAAGUCUGAAAGUCUAAAAACAGUCUCCUUCCAAAAGCCAAGCGGCUCCAAUUUACACGACCACAAAUCUCCAGCAAUAUACGGUUUCCUUACUUUAAAAGAUGACUUAACCAAUCACCCAAAUGUCCCUUUACCCAUUACCAGCUUGAAGCCGCCAUACCUGCACUUGAUAGUGAUCCUUUAGAGGACCCAUGAAUGCACCUGUGUCAAACACUAAAGGCUAAACUGUACCUUUAGUGAAGUUGAUCCUCAGAAACCAGCAAAACAGACAAAAAAAAUCCCAAAUACCAGCUAGAAACUCACCAUUGGGAACGUUCGCUCCAUUGCCUUGUAAAAACAAAAAAAAACAUGGCCCUUUUUCUUUGGAUAAUGUAUCCAGAUAGCACUUCUUGUCAGUGUCCAAGUCAGAGGAAAGGGCUAAAAUGUCUGCAUUCCAAAAAGGUUUAUCAUACUUCUAUAACCUCUGCUUUAGGACCCACAAACAUCAUCGAUCCAUGUGGCGUCCCUCUUCUUAAGUGACAUACAGUCAGAUACAGACAGGUGGUGCAGUCCACCCUUGUUAUUCUAAUUUAUUUUGCAUAUAAUAUUUAUUUUUGGUAUAUUUAAUUGUACUGUAGCUAGGUCUUGGUCAUGCUUGAAUGGGAAAAAAAACCCUUGCUGAUAAAUUCUUUUAUUAUUUUCUGUUUCUAAAUGUUUACCAAACUUACAUGAUGUAAAAUCCCCACUGAAGCAGUGCUAGGAGUUUAAUGCAUUACUCGAAAUGCUUUCACACUGUGCGUGAAUUAAAAUUUUUUAGACAGUAAUAAGCUAUCCCGCACUUGUCCAAGCACAAAGCUCAAGCAAUAAUGCCUCUAGUUUUAAUAGAUCUUCAGUGUUGGCUGGGUUUAGCACAUUAUUCUGUCCGUCCAACUCCAAAUUAUAGUUUUCCACUUGCUCCAGCGGUAGUACCAGCUAUUCAUAAUCAACAGUGAAAUGAUUGUAAUGGACUCGAAACGCUAUGGUGCAUGUGUAUUUGAAUGUAGCCUUUCUAAUCAUGUUGUAAUGUGCUUUUGAUUGAGUCUUAAAACCAUGUGUGUAGCAUGAACCACAUAAACACCACAGAUUUUGGUUUGUACUUCAUUGUUUAACUUUUUCGUUUGUAUCGUAGCAGAAAAAGCUAAAAUCCUUGAAAUCUGGAGACUUGAUAAUUUGAUGUGUAUUUGACGCAAAGAAUUGCACUGCUGAGCUAUUCAAAUCCAUGAAACCAAAUGAGACCAUUUAUCUGCUUUCUUCUGAUCCAGUUUCUAAGUAGAUCACCACCAAAUUGUGUCUUAAAGUGGGUAUAUGACUCUUGCACCUGUAACCCCCAACGUGUUUGGGAAACUAUAAAAUGCACUAUGAAAAUGACUUUUGUUAAGGAAGUACGUUGAAGCACACCCCCAGAAUGUUUUUCUUGUGCUUAAUCAGCCAUCCAAGGUGACUUUUUUGCAAAACAUGUGCUGCUGGUCCCCUGCUUUGUUACAGUUCCUGAUAACUACCCUUGAAAUCUUAAUAAACCUCUACACAGAAAAA
Neolamprologus brichardi is the source of this 2712-nucleotide messenger RNA. Its product is annotated as max-interacting protein 1-like. NCBI's taxonomy places the organism in Eukaryota, Metazoa, Chordata, Actinopteri, Cichliformes, Cichlidae. Gene Ontology annotation, biological process: regulation of transcription by RNA polymerase II. Gene Ontology annotation, molecular function: protein dimerization activity; DNA-binding transcription factor activity, RNA polymerase II-specific; RNA polymerase II cis-regulatory region sequence-specific DNA binding. The record is from RefSeq and is a predicted model, not a curated record.